UUAAGUGAAAAAUAAUUGAAAAAAGGGGGACUAAUUUGAAAUUAAAUCGAAAACUUGGGGGGCCAAAAGUGAAUUUUACCCCAUUACAUACACAUUCUUAACCAUAAUUAGAGAGAAAGUCUUAGCCACCCUGUUUUUCAUCAUCAUCAACACUUGACUUCCACCUCAUAUUCUUCCCUCCACCGCUGUCUUUUUCUCUGCUAAAAACUCAUCAACAUCGACAAAGUCCUGCUGAGAAGUGGAAAAGCAAACACACACACACACACACACACAGCUUCUGCUUAUUUUAAUCAGCUUUUCUUCACAUGCAUAUACAUACAUAUAUGCAUACGAGUAGCAAACGAGCUGAGUCUAUUAAGCUGCUAAGAUGGCAGCUUUUCUGUAGUUGAAUUUAGAAGCAGUUCGUACAAGUGAUGAUGGGGAAGAAGAUGAAGAGGACAAAGGAGGUAUCAUCUGUAGCAAUAGCAGCAGAAUCGUCAUCGACAGAAUUAGCAGUACAGAGACAGACGCCGAGGAAAAGAGGGAGGCCCCGGAAAGUAAUUCAGAAAGUUGACGAGGAAGAGGAAGAAGAACUGGUGGGCGGCGGCGGCGGCGGUUCCAAGAAAGCAACAAGUGGUGGGGAAGGAGAUGAGGAGAAAAAAGUAGAGGAAAUUGAAGAAGAAACGAUGGGCUCAAAGGGGGAAGAAGGGGAGUCGGUGAAGCAGCAGCAGGAGGGUCUGAGGAGGAGCAGUAGAGGUAGGAGGAAGAGCAGCAAGCCCAGGAAGAGCAGCUGAUAUUGAUCACUCAGUUUGAUGUUUUGUGGUUCUUGUUUUUUGUUUGAAUUGUACAGAUGAUGGAUGAUGAUGGUAGGGAUUAGGAGAUGGGAAUAUGGGGUUGGGAUUGGUGUCAAUUAUUGACUUUUGUUAUGCCAAAAGAAAGAAAAGAGGAAAAGUGAAUGGUGAUGAAGAUUAACAUUCCUUA
Messenger RNA from Sesamum indicum (sesame), 960 nucleotides. Lineage: Eukaryota; Viridiplantae; Streptophyta; Magnoliopsida; Lamiales; Pedaliaceae. The record is from RefSeq and is a predicted model, not a curated record.